Molecule: messenger RNA, 2871 nt
Organism: Insectozyma verbasci
Lineage: Eukaryota; Fungi; Ascomycota; Pichiomycetes; Serinales; Debaryomycetaceae
Source: the annotation of a GenBank genome assembly
AUGAAUUUAUACUGUAUAACUAAUUAUGAAUUACCAUACUAUGAUGUACAUUUACCAUUGAAAUAUAAGGAAGAACUACAACUGGAUUCAUCACCAAAUGAUAUAUUUAAUUCAAAAUUAGUUGUUUAUGGUGAUAUUUUAAAAUUACAAACGAACGGCAUUUCAUUUACAAUUUUACAAGAUUUAAAAACUAUAAUAUUUAAACCAGUUGAUUUUGAAUCAGGUGGUAAAUAUGCAAUUAGAAUCAAUUUACCAAAUAAAUUGAUAUCUACAAACUCGAUAGAUGUGAGUUUAACUAAUGAUAGGAUAAUUUUAAAUUUAAUAGAUGAGAGUUUUUUAUUCAUUACUAUACUCGUUAACUUAGACAAUUUUGUAAAUCCUUGGUUAUCAUUAGAUAGAUUUGAUAAAUGGGGACAUAUUUCAAUUCCAUAUUCUUUUGAAUUAAGAUCAAGUUUGUACUAUUUGAAAAAUAUAAAUGAGAAUAAUAUAAUUGUUUCAUUGAAAGAUGGUGGUUUAUUACAUUUUAGGAGAGAUAAUGUUUUUGAUGAUUUGAAAGUGUUUAAUUUCCAUGAACCUACUUCAUUAAUACCAUUCCUUGGCUUUUUCAAAAAGGAUAUUGUACUCAAUGGAAUUUCCGCAAAUUCGGUAAUUGACUUGGUGGUUAGAGAUCACAUUUUAAUAACAUUGACAGUUUCAAAACAAUUGAAAAUAUGGAAUUUGGAUAAUCACCAGCUAGUUAAAACUGUUGCAUUAAGUAAAGAUGAUAUUUGGUUAACUAGCAUACCUAAGAAAUAUUUGCAAUUAAAUGGUGAUAUAUUAACAUUAUUCAUAAAUGAAGAUUCCAAAUUUAUAUUCAAGAGUUUCAAUUCCAAUUUUGAGAAAGCUGACUCAUUUAUUCCAGAAUCACCAGGUUCAAAAUGGUUUAUUCAAGAUUAUCAGAUACAAAAUUCAUAUUAUAUAUUAUGGAAAUCAAAUACAUCUUCAAUACUAGGUAUAUACAACAACAACAACAACAACAACAACAACAACAAUGUUAUAUUUUCAAAAUUGCCUACUCAAAAUGAAGAAAUUUCUGCAUUUCAUGAAGAAAGUUAUUAUUUUAAUAAAAUUUUUAAUUCGGGGUUAUAUAAUUCAUUAAUUGUUGAUACUUCAUUAAGUAUAUUAAGUCAACAUGUUAAAACUAAGGGACAAAAUAAUGACUCAAGAUUAUUUGCAAUUGAAAUCCUAGUUACAAAAUCAUUAUGGUUUAAAUUUUAUCAAUUAUGUGAAGAAUAUAAAAAAUUAAGUAAUGAGGUUUUCUCAUUGACUUUAUUUGAUAAUUUAUAUUUAUCUGUACAAUCUAAUGGAAUUGGAGUAUUUAAGGAACUGCAAUUUUAUGAAUCAUUCAAUGGGGAAAUAAUAAAUGUAUUUGAGAAAAUUAAGGGCUCAAUUUCAUUCAAGACUUAUCAUAAAAUAUAUCAAUCAUUAUUGAAAGGUGAAGAUAUUGAUAAUUUAUAUAAAUCAUAUAUUAAAAUGUCAAAUACAGAACAGCAACUGAUCUUAGAUGAAUUAAGCAAAAUUCCAAAUGUAUUAGACACAAUUAAAUCAAUAAUAAAUAAUAAUGAUUAUGAAAUGCUAGAAGCGGGACAGAUUAAUCCAUUAGGUCAUUUUGGAAAGAAUUUAGUUAUAACAUCAUUUCAAUCAUUAAUUGAAGUACAUAAAUAUCUAUUAAUUGAUUUGGCUAUUUUAUUUUCAAUCUGUGAGUCAAAUGAUCAAAUAAAUGAAUUAUUUAACCAAGUGAUCUCCAACUUGAAGCAUUAUCAAAGUCUCGAAAUUAUAAUUGAAACAAAUCCAGCUCAUUCAGGUAUUAGUAAUGUUGAAAAUUCAAUGUUUUGGAGCAUGGGAAAUCAAAAUUUUAACCAACUACUUUCAAAUUUAAAAAUAAAUGAUGCUUUUGAAUAUUUAAGUAAUGUAUUUUCAAAUUCUGAUUAUUUAAUUCAUGUAAUCAUGGAAUUAAUAAAUGAAAAUAAAUCAAAGGAGUUAAAGAUAUAUUAUCUUGAUAAAUUGGGAAAUUCAGAUAUAGAAAGAGUAUUAAAAGGAUUGAUAUAUUUAAUAAAUAAUGGAUAUAAUGAAGCUUAUUCCAUAUUUGAAAAUUAUGAAUCAUUUAAAGAUUUGGAGAUUAAAAUUUUGAGGAGGUUGAGUACUCCAGGUAUAGGUAAAUUCGUCACUCGUAUAAAUAAAUUUGGUAAAGCGGAUUAUUAUUAUCAAUUAUCUACAUUGACACUCACCAUUUUUACACAUAACUCAACAGAAGAAAAGAGUCAAAUAGAAACAAGUACAAAAUUGUUAAAAUUGGCAAUUGAAGCAUCUGAAAAUACAUCACACAUUGAGAAGUUUCAAUUACAAAUCUUCCAUAACUCACUCAGAGUUUCAAAUUUUGAAGCUGCAGUUGACUCAUUGACUUAUCUCGAAGAUAAUCCUCAAUUUGGUAAUUUGAUUGAGAAGUUGAUAUUAAGGUUAAUUAAAGAUGAUUUUAAAUUUAUAAUGAAUGAGGAUAAAUUGUUCAAGAAACAUUAUUAUUUAAUUGAUGGGAUUAUUUCAAAAGCAGCUGAUGUUUCUAACUCAUUGACUAUUCAUAAAUAUUUAUAUUCAUUUAGAUUAAAUCAUAGUGAUAAAAGAAGUGCAAUUGAGACAUUAUACCAAUUUAUUACAGAUAAUAAAGAUUCAAAUAUUAAAGUUAAAUUGAUUGAGUUGUAUUUGACUAUUUUGAAUUUGAUGAAAUGUCUUCAAGAUGAUGAGAAGUGGAUAUUGAAAGAAGUUGAAGGUGUUAGAGAAGUUGUUAAUUUAAAUGAGUUGACCAUCGAGUAUUUAAAAUUUAUAGAAAAUGUAUAA